Branchiostoma belcheri (Belcher's lancelet) is the source of this 477-nucleotide messenger RNA. RefSeq names its product adhesion G-protein coupled receptor D1-like. NCBI's taxonomy places the organism in Eukaryota, Metazoa, Chordata, Leptocardii, Amphioxiformes, Branchiostomatidae. The record is from RefSeq and is a predicted model, not a curated record. Bases 13 to 477 code for a protein of 154 amino acids. The transcript has 3 exons.
UCCUAACUUAGAAUGAAGAGAGCAGACAACACGUACGGAGACGGUCAGAACCCGGACCUGUACUUCAUCAGCACGGGCGGCCAGACCCGGGCCAGCCGGGGCUUCUCCGUGUCGGCUGAGUGGAUCUCCAUGCCGUCUGUUGCCUACAGGUUCGCCCUCUGCACGACUGUCCGGGAUUUUGACGGUGUGUGGUUCCAGUGCACCCAUGAUGUCCCCGACGGUACCUGGUUUCACUUCGUGUUCACCUGGAACAAACAGACUAUGCUCAAGGUUUACAUUGGCGGGAGUCUGAGUGGACAAACUAGGGGUCUUCUUUCCAGUGGAUCUGGCAAACUUUGGUACAGCAACCUGACACUGGGGAGACCAAACAACUUACAGAACAGCCACCACGCCUCUGCAGCUUACAGCAACCUGAAAAUUUUUGAGCGAGAACUCAGUGCUGUGGAGGUGUCCGCUUUGUACAACAGUGAACGGUGA